ACAGAGAAUAUGGAGAGGGUGCAGAUUUGGAAGGAUGCUCUCACUCAAGUUGCAAAUUUAUCUGGUUGGGAAUCAAGGAAUAAAUGCAUGACUUAAUACAAGAAAUGGGUAUGGAAAUUGUUCGUCAACAAUCUCUUCAAGAGCUCGACAAACGUAGUAGAUUGUGGUUCCAUGAAGAUAUCUCUGAUGUAUUGAAAAAAAAUACGGGAAGUGAAAAGAUUGAAGGCAUAUUCCUCAAUUCGUUUCAUUUACAAGAGACAAUAGACUUUACCACACAAGCCUUUGCAAGGAUGAGUAAACUUAGAUUGCUCAAAGUCUAUCAAUCUGACAAAAUUUUCAGAAACUUUGAAGAUACAUUUAAGAAGGAGGAUUGUAAAGUUCGUUUCUCUUCGAAUUUUAAAUUUAGUUUUGAUGAAUUGAGGUACUUAGAUUUGUAUGGAUACUCCUUGAAAUCAUUGCCUAAUGAUUUCAAUGCAAAGAAUCUUGUUCACCUCAGCAUGCCUUGUAGCCGCAUUGAACAACUUUGGAAAGGAAUCAAGGUUCUUGAAAAGUUGAAAUGCAUGGAUCUUAGUCACUCUAAGUACUUAAUAGAAACCCCAAAUCUCUCAAGAGUCACCAACCUGGAACGGUUAGUUUUAGAAGAUUGUGUGUCUCUAUGUAAGGUUCACCCAUCACUUGUAGAUUUGAAGAAUCUCAAAUUUUUGAGUUUGAAAAACUGCAAAAUGCUCAAGAGUCUUCCAAGCGGCCCUUAUGACUUGAAAUCCCUUGACACAUUGAUUCUUUCUGGCUGCUCAAAAUUUGAACAAUUUCCGGAGAACUUUGGGAACUUAGAAAUGUUAAAGGAACUUUAUGCAGAUGGAACUGCACUAAGAGAACUACCCUCCUCUUUGUCUUCGUUGAGAAACCUUGAGAUAUUAUCUUUGGAGGGAUGUAAGGGACCACCAUCUGCCUCAUGGUUGUUUCCAAGAAGAAGUUCCAAUUCCACUGGUUUCAUAUUGCAUAAUUUGUCAGGCUUAUGCUCUUUAAGAAAGCUAGACCUAAGUGACUGCAAUUUGUCAGAUGAAACAAACCUUAGUAGUCUUGUUUUCUUAUCUUCAUUGGAAGGUUUAAAUUUAUGUGAGAACAACUUUGUUACGUUGCCAAACCUCAGUCGACUUUCACGCUUGGAAGUUGUUUGGUUGGAAAAUUGCACAAGACUUCAAGAACUGCCAGAUCUCCCAUCAAACAUUGUUCAAUUGAAUGCAAGAAAUUGCACAUCAUUGAAAAAUGUCUCGCUUCGAAAUGUCCAGUCAUAUGUCCAGCCAUUCCUUCUAAAGAAUCGCGUAAACGGGGGUAUAAACGUCAUUUGGGCAUUAGAAAUGAUCACUCCUGGGAGUAGACUACCAGAUUGGAUAAGGUAUCAGAGCUCAGGGAAGAAAGUAAUAGCAGAGCUACCUCCAAAUUGGUUUAAUUCCAACUUCCUGGGUUUUUGGUUUGCAACCGUCGUUCCCAAGUCUAGUACCAAUAUUCGUAAUUUUGAAUACGAGGUACACUGUUACUUUUCCUAUUCAAGAUCCGGUCGCUUUACUCACGGCAUCCAAGUCUGGCCUUGUUUGCAGCUUGAUCCUCACAUGCUAAAGUCGGAUCACGUAAAACUGCUUUAUGUACCACUUUCUUCCUUCAGUGAUUGGCAUCAAGUGACUCGUAUCAAGGCAUCGUUCGAGCCAGUUUCUGACCGAUUUGGUGUAGUUAAGCGGUAUGGAAUUGGUCUGGCGUACAGUAAUGAAGAUGUGAAUCACAACAACCCCCCAAUGAUCCAAUUCGGCUCUAUUUCCUCUGCUUCCUCUCCUCCUCCUAAUAAGUCAACAGUUGUCCUUACAGAAAUCCAUGAUGAGGAAUCCAGUGGAAGUGUUGAUGGCUCGGAAUUGGAUAAUUCUGGGUACUAUACUGCUGACGAGGGGGAACCAGCUGAAACUGCUUGCUCUAAGGAUCCGUCUGAAUCAGAGAUGCAGCCACAGAAACGCUUGAAAUGCAGCCAUUUUCAGGACAUCCCUUGACGAGGAGGAACCGGCAAGGAAAAUGCGUGAUAUGCACCCAAAUCUUCCCAUAACAUCUCUUGGUGCUGGAAACAAAUUACUUUGGCAGUGCAGAUUCUGGUUUGCUGGAAGCGGAAAAUAUUCUGGUAGUGCUGAUUCUGGUUUGCUGGAACUGGAAAUUAUUCUGGCUGUGCACUGAUUCUGAUUUGCUGGAAAUUAUUAUUGCAGAGUUUUGGGACUGGAAAUUAUUAUUUGCUGGAAAGUAGUUUCUUGUAAAAGAAUAUAAGUCUUGUCCCAUUGCAAAAUUUAUGUUCAAAGUAGCCCUUUUAUUGA
Molecule: messenger RNA, 2348 nt
Organism: Vitis riparia (riverbank grape)
Lineage: Eukaryota; Viridiplantae; Streptophyta; Magnoliopsida; Vitales; Vitaceae
Product: disease resistance protein RPV1-like
Exons: 6
Coding region: 84-2036 (650 amino acids)
Biological process (GO): defense response
Molecular function (GO): protein binding
Source: RefSeq, a predicted model, not a curated record